Molecule: messenger RNA, 1050 nt
Organism: Fibroporia radiculosa
Lineage: Eukaryota; Fungi; Basidiomycota; Agaricomycetes; Polyporales; Fibroporiaceae
Exons: 5
Coding region: 1-1050 (349 amino acids)
Source: RefSeq, a predicted model, not a curated record
AUGCUGUUCAACAUCUUGAUUGUUGCUCUUUUGGCGCUUGCCUCCGGUGCUGCUCCAACACCUGCUGUCCCACAGGUUGAGGGAGAGAGAUCAGCUCUUCAGGGUGCAUCAUCCAUUUCUAUACCUGUAGCUUCGCCCUUGCCUCUCGUUCCCUCGAGUAGUCCUUUCAAUGGCAGCGAGAUCGGGUCGGAACUACCAUCUGGUCAGUCCGGUUCACCAACAGCAAAUACGGAAUCAAACAACUCGACAUUUACGGUACCGACUGUUCCUACGCCGCCAAUCCUAGGGCAGUCGUCUGGGAGUUUGACCACAGCGCCAACGAACUUGUCGAAUCCCAUCUCGCCUUCUCCUUCGGUGCCCCCUCCUUCCUUCUCGCCCUUCUCUUCGGAGUCUGCUUCCAUAAGGGCGUCUAGCCCUCUCGGAACCGCAGCAGGGACAUCUUUCGGGGCAGGAACCUCGUCUGUACCAUCUACCACGAGCAACUCGACCGUUGCGCGCUCCAUCCCCUCUACCUCCGAUUUUACCUCAUCCUCGUCCCCGUCCUCCGAAUCCUCGCCCAAUUCCGUUACGUCGUCCUCUAACACUGCUUCUGCUCCGGCUCCGGCCACUACUUCGAACACUACAGAAGCUCAGGAAUAUCUGAACACCCAUAAUAACUGGCGGCAGUUCUAUGACACGGAUGCGCUGACAUGGGGGGACGACCUGCAGCAGGCAGCACAGGCCUACGCGGACAGCUGCGUCUUUGCCAAUCCAGCGCCCAGUACUCUCGGGGUCUCGGCCGGUGCGAACCUCGCGGCCGGCACGGGGCUCUUUGCGCCCUACCAGGCAGUGGACGAGUUCAUGACCGACCUUUCCCAGUACAAUCCCCAGGACCCCAGUUAUCUGCAUUCCACGCAGGUGCUGUGGAAGAACACGACGCAGCUCGGGUGUGCCAAUGCGCAGUGCUCGAACAUACUCGACGAGCCCGCCACGUACCACGUGUGCCUUUACCACCCUGCCGGAAACAUCGUCGGCCAAGCCCAGUUCAACGUGCAAGUGGGAGAUACAUGA